Chrysochloris asiatica (Cape golden mole) is the source of this 4020-nucleotide messenger RNA. It is a transcript of the gene PDS5A, whose product is annotated as PDS5, regulator of cohesion maintenance, homolog A (S. cerevisiae). Gene Ontology annotation, biological process: DNA repair; mitotic sister chromatid cohesion. Gene Ontology annotation, cellular component: nucleus; chromatin. The record is from RefSeq and is a predicted model, not a curated record. The transcript has 31 exons. NCBI's taxonomy places the organism in Eukaryota, Metazoa, Chordata, Mammalia, Afrosoricida, Chrysochloridae. Bases 1 to 4020 code for a protein of 1339 amino acids.
AUGGACUUCUCCACCACGCAGCCCAAGCCAGCCACUGCCCUCUGUGGUGGCGUCGUGAGUGCUGAUGGGAAGAUCGCCUACCCUCCCGGGGUGAAGGAGAUCACCGAUAAGAUCACCACCGAUGAAAUGAUCAAACGACUCAAGAUGGUAGUGAAAACUUUUAUGGAUAUGGAUCAGGACUCAGAAGAUGAAAAGCAGCAGUAUCUCCCACUGGCCUUGCAUCUUGCAUCUGAAUUCUUCCUCAGGAAUCCCAAUAAAGAUGUGCGUCUCCUUGUAGCAUGUUGUUUGGCUGACAUCUUUCGAAUUUAUGCCCCAGAAGCGCCAUAUACUUCCCAUGAUAAACUUAAGGACAUAUUUUUGUUUAUUACCAGACAAUUAAAAGGUUUGGAGGAUACAAAGAGUCCACAAUUUAAUAGAUACUUUUAUUUAUUAGAGAAUUUAGCUUGGGUUAAAUCAUACAACAUCUGCUUUGAAUUGGAAGAUUGCAAUGAAAUUUUUAUUCAACUUUUUAGAACUCUCUUCUCAGUGAUCAACAAUAGCCACAAUAAGAAGGUACAAAUGCACAUGCUGGACUUGAUGAGUUCUAUCAUCAUGGAAGGUGAUGGAGUUACUCAAGAAUUAUUGGACUCCAUUCUUAUUAACCUCAUUCCUGCACAUAAGAACUUAAAUAAGCAGUCUUUUGACCUUGCAAAAGUACUGCUAAAAAGGACAGUCCAGACUAUUGAGGCAUGCAUUGCCAAUUUUUUCAAUCAAGUCCUGGUGCUGGGAAGGUCUUCUGUAAGUGAUUUGUCAGAACAUGUGUUUGAUCUGAUUCAGGAACUUUUUGCUAUCGAUCCUCAUUUAUUAUUAUCUGUCAUGCCACAGCUUGAAUUCAAACUGAAGAGCAAUGAUGGAGAAGAACGUUUAGCUGUUGUUCGACUUCUAGCUAAGUUGUUUGGUUCUAAAGACUCUGACUUAGCAACACAGAAUCGUCCACUUUGGCAGUGUUUUCUUGGACGAUUUAAUGACAUUCAUGUUCCCGUGAGAUUAGAAAGUGUGAAAUUUGCCAGUCACUGUUUAAUGAAUCACCCAGAUUUAGCAAAGGAUCUCACAGAAUAUUUGAAAGUUAGAUCACAUGAUCCAGAAGAAGCUAUUCGUCAUGAUGUUAUUGUUACUAUAAUAACAGCUGCCAAAAGAGACCUUGCUUUAGUCAAUGAUCAGCUGCUUGGCUUUGUAAGGGAAAGAACACUGGACAAACGGUGGCGAGUAAGAAAAGAAGCUAUGAUGGGUCUGGCUCAGCUUUAUAAGAAAUACUGUCUUCAUGGUGAAGCAGGAAAGGAAGCCGCAGAGAAAGUGAGCUGGAUAAAGGACAAACUUUUGCAUAUUUAUUAUCAGAACAGCAUUGAUGACAAGCUGUUGGUAGAGAAAAUUUUUGCUCAGUAUCUUGUCCCCCACAACCUGGAAACAGAAGAAAGAAUGAAAUGCUUGUAUUAUUUAUAUGCUAGUUUGGAUCCAAAUGCUGUAAAAGCUCUUAAUGAAAUGUGGAAGUGUCAGAACAUGCUUAGGAGUCACGUACGUGAACUACUGGAUUUGCACAAGCAGCCUACAUCAGAGGCUAACUGUUCUGCCAUGUUUGGAAAACUGAUGACCAUAGCAAAAAAUCUGCCUGACCCAGGGAAAGCACAAGAUUUUGUGAAGAAAUUUAACCAGGUCCUUGGUGAUGAUGAGAAGCUGCGAUCCCAAUUAGAGUUAUUAAUCAGCCCAACCUGUUCUUGCAAACAGGCAGACAUUUGUGUGAGAGAAAUAGCUCGGAAACUUGCAAAUCCUAAGCAGCCAACAAAUCCUUUUCUAGAGAUGGUUAAAUUUUUAUUGGAAAGAAUUGCACCUGUGCACAUUGAUUCAGAAGCCAUAAGUGCACUAGUAAAAUUGAUGAAUAAGUCCAUAGAGGGAACAGCAGAUGAUGAAGAGGAGGGUGUCAGUCCAGAUACUGCUAUUCGUUCCGGACUUGAACUUCUUAAGGUUCUGUCUUUCACACAUCCUACCUCGUUCCACUCUGCAGAGACAUAUGAGUCCUUAUUACAGUGCCUGAGAAUGGAAGAUGACAAAGUAGCAGAAGCUGCUAUACAAAUAUUUAGAAAUACAGGCCAUAAAAUAGAAACAGACCUUCCCCAGAUACGGUCGACUUUAAUUCCCAUUUUACAUCAAAAAGCAAAGAGAGGUACUCCACAUCAAGCAAAACAGGCUGUGCAUUGUAUACACGCCAUAUUCACAAAUAAAGAAGUCCAACUUGCACAGAUUUUUGAGCCACUCAGUAGGAGUCUGAAUGCUGAUGUCCCGGAACAGCUUAUAACUCCACUAGUUUCUUUGGGCCAUAUUUCUAUGUUAGCACCAGAUCAGUUUGCUUCCCCAAUGAAAUCUGUGGUAGCAAAUUUUAUUGUGAAAGAUCUGCUAAUGAAUGACAGGUCCACAGGUGAGAAAAAUGGAAAAUUAUGGUCUCCAGAUGAAGAAGUUUCCCCUGAAGUACUAGCAAAGGUACAGGCAAUUAAACUUCUGGUAAGGUGGCUGUUGGGUAUGAAAAACAACCAGUCUAAAUCUGCCAAUUCAACUCUUCGGUUAUUAUCAGCGAUGUUGGUUAGUGAGGGUGACCUGACAGAGCAAAAAAGAAUCAGUAAAUCUGAUAUGUCUCGCUUGCGAUUAGCUGCUGGUAGUGCCAUAAUGAAGCUUGCGCAGGAACCUUGUUACCAUGAAAUUAUUACCCCAGAACAGUUUCAGCUCUGUGCACUUGUUAUUAACGAUGAGUGCUACCAAGUAAGGCAGAUAUUUGCUCAGAAGUUACAUAAGGCACUUGUGAAGUUACUGCUCCCAUUGGAGUACAUGGCGAUCUUUGCCUUGUGUGCCAAAGACCCUGUAAAGGAGCGGAGAGCACAUGCACGACAGUGUUUGCUAAAAAACAUAAGUAUACGGAGGGAGUACAUUAAACAGAACCCAAUCGCUACUGAGAAAUUACUAUCACUGUUGCCUGAAUAUGUAGUUCCAUAUAUGAUUCACCUGCUUGCCCAUGAUCCAGAUUUUACAAGGUCCCAAGAUGUUGAUCAGCUUCGUGAUAUCAAAGAGUGCCUGUGGUUUAUGCUUGAAGUUUUAAUGACAAAGAAUGAAAACAAUAGCCAUGCCUUUAUGAAAAAGAUGGCAGAGAACAUCAAGUUGACCAGAGAUGCCCAGUCUCCAGAUGAAUCCAAGACAAAUGAAAAACUUUAUACAGUAUGUGAUGUGGCUCUGUGUGUUAUAAAUAGUAAAAGUGCUCUGUGUAAUGCAGAUUCACCAAAGGAUCCAGUACUCCCAAUGAAAUUUUUUACGCAACCUGAAAAGGAUUUCUGUAAUGACAAGAGUUAUAUUACAGAAGAGACGAGAGUACUUUUGUUAACAGGAAAGCCAAAACCUGCUGGAGUGCUAGGUGCUGUAAACAAGCCUUUAUCAGCAACGGGAAGGAAACCAUAUGUUAGAAGCACUGGAGCUGAGACUGGAAGCAAUAACAAUGUAAAUUCAGACCUGAAUGCUGCAACUGGAAAUCGAUCAAGGGAACAGAGUUCAGAAGCAGCAGAAACUGGAGUUAGUGAAAAUGAAGAGAACCCUGUGAGAAUUAUUUCUGUCACACCUGUAAAGAACAUUGACCCAGUAAAGAGCAAGGAGAUGAAUUCUGAUCAGGCUACCCAGGGCAACAUCAGCAGUGACCGAAGCAAGAAAAGAACAGCAGCAGCAGCUGGGACGGAGAAUAUCCAGCAACAAACAGAUGAAAAAGUAGAUGAAUCAGGACCACCUGCCCCUUCUAAACCCAGAAGAGGACGUCGACCCAAAUCUGAGUCUCAGAGCAAUGCAACCAAAAAUGAUGAUAUAAAUAAACCAGUUGUCAAGGGAAGAAAGAGAGCCGCAGUCAGUCAAGAGAGCCCUGGGGGUUUGGAAACAGUUAAUGCCAAAGCACCCAAGUUGCAAGACAUAGCCAAAAAGGCAACACCACCCGAGAGACAGAUUGACUUACAAAGGUAA